Bombina bombina (fire-bellied toad) is the source of this 4090-nucleotide messenger RNA. RefSeq names its product mitochondrial calcium uptake 2 (gene MICU2). Gene Ontology annotation, biological process: mitochondrial calcium ion homeostasis; calcium import into the mitochondrion. Gene Ontology annotation, cellular component: uniplex complex. Lineage: Eukaryota; Metazoa; Chordata; Amphibia; Anura; Bombinatoridae. The transcript has 12 exons. The coding region runs from base 32 to 1261 and encodes 409 amino acids. Gene Ontology annotation, molecular function: calcium ion binding. The record is from RefSeq and is a predicted model, not a curated record.
GCUACAGGUGACAGCUGCUACUUCCGGGAACAUGGCUGCCUGGAGAGGGCUUUUUCAAAGGCUAGUGCGUAAUUAUGUGGCCCUCGGGGGCCCCAAGCCCCCAAAAGUUUAUGGAGCUAUUCGAAUUGGAGGAGCGGCGUUAGCCGGUGUCGGCGCUCUUUAUUCUGCUUCACUGUUGAUGAGUAGGAGCGAGCGGCAAGCAACAGGUCUUCUAACAGUGUGUGCUCAGAAUGCAGAUCUUAUUGACGAUACAAAAGAAAAGCAGUCAAUCCGAAAACAGCGGUUUAUGCAGUUUGCUUCAUUGAUAUAUGAUGGAGAACAUUACAUGACCCCCAGAGAUUUCCUGUUUUCUGUCAUGUUUGAGAAGGUGGAACGCAAAACAUUCGCGAAGAAUCUAUCAAAAAAGGAGCUGGAUGCUAUGCUGACACAGGCUUCCAAGGUUAAACCAGGAGAAACACUUUUCAGAGAUCUAGGAGACAAAGGAUUGAUCUCUUAUACCGAGUAUUUAUUCCUGCUGACAAUUUUAACAAAACCACACACGGGCUUCCACAUUGCAUUUAAAAUGCUAGACACUGACGGCAAUGAGCAAGUUGAAAAGAGAGAAUUUUUUAAGCUGCAGAAAAUCCUUGGCACUAAAGAAGACUUAACGUUGACUGUUGGAAGCACAUCUCCCCUGGAGCCUGCGUCAGAAAGCUUGGAUGGCAAUACAACACUGCUAGUGCAUUUCUUUGGAAGAGGAGGGCGAGACAAGCUACAGUUCUCAGAUUUCUCUAGAUUUAUGGAGAAUUUACAAACAGAAGUGCAGGAAAUGGAGUUUAUACAGUUCUCAAAAGGGAUGAACUUCAUGAGGAAGGAAGACUUUGCAGACUGGCUGCUUUUCUUCACAGAUGAAGAGAAUAAUGACAUUUACUGGCAAAAUGUGCAAUCUAGAAUCCCUCCGGGCGAGAGUAUCAACAUGAAGGAGUUUAAGAGCUUUUGUCAUUUCAUGAACAAUCUGGAAGAUUUCUCUAUUACAAUGCAGAUGUUUAGUGUGGCAAACCGAGCUGUGAAGUUGGCUGAAUUCAAAAGGGCUGUCAAAGUGGCCACAGGGCAGGAAUUAUCAAAAAAUGUUUUAGACACAGUCUUCAAGAUCUUUGAUCUUGAUGGUGACAACUGCCUAAGCCAUGGAGAAUUUCUUGGUGUUCUGAAGAACAGGCUUCACCGAGGUUUAAAGCAUGGUCCUCAACAGGAAGGUUUCCAAGGAUUCUGGAAAUGCUGUUAAAAAAGAAUCUAUUAAGGGAGCAAAGAAGCAUGGAAACAAACUGGAAAAAGCCCAUUUUAAUGUUUGUUAAAACUUUAUCCGCUUUUCUUUAUUCUUUGAUUAUUUUGUGUUUGUAUUAUGACUUAAUAUACAUCUCAUCUCUACAUAGCCUAUAACCCCCAUUUAUCAAAUGCUGAACAGACUAGGUUUGCUCCCGGGAACAUGAGCGACCAGCGGUAAGCACAGUUAUCACUGCAAGUGCAGGAGCGUCCCCUGCUCUCACCAACCAAUAGCGUGAAAGCAGGGCCUUGUCAGUCAUCCCUGGUGGAUCUGGCUGGGAUGAUAUAACUCAUCCACCUCUUAACACCACUGUUUGUUAAUUCGUAUUGCAGGCUCGCUUGCGCUCUGAAGCUGCAAUCACAGCCUUGAGAAAUAGCGCCCCUAUAUCUGCAUAUUUAGCCCAGACAUUGUAUACAGUACUGUCUUUGCUGCUUGGGUUUUAGACCAAGGUUGUCCAACCAAAUACCAAAAAACAUCUCAACGUACAUUUUUAUCUAACCCCAUAUCUCCCAAUUAGCAUCAUACAACACUGUUUUGUUAUCGCUUUUUUAUUAAUUGGUUAAUUCUGACUCUGCUUUGUUAAUCCAAUGUAUAGGUUUCAGUCUGUGUACAUGUAGUUUUUUAUAUUAAUCUUACUAAAGAAUUUGUCGUUUGAGGUUUGUUUAUAAUUAAGUAUAUAUUUGUGAUCAGUCAAUAUAUUUUAUGAGAUCUGCUCACCUGCCCUGUAAAAGUAAAAAAAUAAAUAUGGCCCCUCAUUUAACAAGGUUGGACACUCCUGUUUUUAGAUCACUGGGAGAUAGUUAUGUUGGAAAUCAGCAGCCUUUUUUUUCAUAUGUAACUGUUAUAAAUUGCAUUUGGGUUCCUUUGUGAGCCAUGUGCUCUCAGGAUUUGAAAACAGGCAGUUUAUUUGCAUCGUUGUCUUUAUGGAACAGUUUUGGCAACUUGUAAUUUGUAGAUAAGAAAUAUAGUCCAAUUCAGAUAAAGUCAUUAUUCAGAUAGAGCAUGUCAUUUUAAACAACAGUAUGCUUCAUUUGCUUGAUAUCCCCGGAGCAAUGCACCACUGGGAGCUAGCUGAACACAUCUAGUGAGCCAAUGACAAGAGUCAUAUACAGUAUGUGUCACCAAUCACCAACUAGAAAGUUGUUUAAAAAUGAGUGCUCUAUCUCACUGGUUUUCAAACCUGUUCUCAGGCCUCCCCAACAGGCCAGGUUUUCUGGAUUACCUUCCUAUGUUUACUAAGCAACUGAUUAUUUCACCUGUGCUCUAGCUCAGAUAUCCUCAAAAUGUGGCCUGAGGACAGGUUUGAAAACCAGUGCUCUAUCUGAAUCAUGAAAGUUUCAUUUUCCUUUUACUGUUCCUUUAAAAUAUUUAAAUUAAAAAUGGCUUCCUUCUGAAGCACAGACCUAUGAUAAAUCUCACAAACUGUAGUUGAUCAAUUUAUUUAAAAGCUGGUGGUUUCUGUUGUGAUCUAUAUGUGCCUUGUAGUUUUGUAAGUCACAAUAGUGAAAUAAAGUUUCAGAGUACUGAACCAAUUCACAAAACAUUGUGAGUGGUUACAGAUUUACUAUAUCUGGCACUUAAAAUCCAGAGAUAUAGAAAUUCAAUGCUGUGUAUACUGGGAACAAUAGAUAAAGUCCAAAUGUUUAAUUAAAAUAAACUUGUCACCAUCAUGUGUAUCUAAGAACCAAAGAAAAAUAUCCAGGAGUUUUGUAUUUUAUUUAGCACUUUAAAAUAAUGAAUUGGAUUUUUAUCUAUUUAAAAAUAAAAAAUCAAUAUAAAAAACUACAAAAUAGCAGUGUAUAAUUAAUAUAAAAAUGCCCCUUCCCCUCUUGUUAUAAAUGGCUCAGAAAGAGCACCCUUCAUAAGUGAUGGAGUAAGGAGUAGGAUGGCUGAUAUUUACAUGUCAAUUUAUGACAAAAGGAAAUACAUUUUUUUUUUGUCGUAUAUGAAGAGAAGUAUCUAAUUCAGGGACAAAACUGGUUAAAGUCCAUAAGAAAUGUCCUGUUAAUAAUCACUAUACCAUACACAAAGCUGCACAGUACUAAAGAGACCUAAAUGAUGUAUAUGUAGCAUUGAGAUUUGUUUACACUGUUUAUUUCAAAAGAGAUGCCAACCCUUUUGUACAUGACAGCAGAGUGUUUUAAUAUACAAUUUAUUCUGCAAUCAGGAUAAUGGUUACCUCCCUGUUGUAUCUAGUGGUAUGUACACUCCCUAGCUGUAGAGUAUGUUUACAAACCAACAGUGCAGCAACAGGUUGCCCUUGUACUUGGGCACAGAUAUAAUGGGAACCCAUAUGCAUAGUUUUAUUAUAGUUCUUCAUGGUGUCUCAAAAAUGAGUGUUCUUUUUCUAUUGCUAUUCAAGUUUAUAGGGUUUUUUGUACAGUCAGCCAUUUAUCUGGAACACUGAUUUAGCCAAAAAUAAUGAUGUGCCAAACGUAAGUUAGUGAUCCGUGUAGUACAAAACUGUCUCAUAUGUUACUGCUGCCUUUUCAGUGAGGGAAACAGUUAAAUUGCAGUUUACAGAAUAUGACUAUUAAACAUGCACUAAUUCUAAAGAAAAGGGGGAAAAAAACUUUACAAAAAUCUGCAUUUUGAUGACUGAUUUGUUACAUUUUUCAAAGUUUUGGGUAUUAUUUUUAUACAAAUUAAAGGUGAUUGUUUAAUCUACAAAUAUAUCCUGUUUGGUAUAUAGAGUGCUUAACGUAUAAAGCGUUUUUGUUUCCUUCUGUUUCUUAUAUCUGGAAUGUGUGUAAUUUUCUAUAUCUUUAAUAAAAGCAUAAUUUAAAUAAA